AUGGCAUGGAAGACAGUUCCGUGGGCCAAAAUCCCAAAGAUCCCAAAGGACGUCAUACUAGACACUCUCACCGACGUCCCAGCUUUACUCGAGGAAGUCGACAUUUUGAAAAGCAACCCAAGCGACUACAAUUGCCAGCACUUCAUGAAGACAUACCAGCGUCUGGACCGGGAGAUUGUAUGGUGGCUCGAAAAUCUCAGCCCGCCCACCGACAUCCUCCACGAUUUACACGAGCGGAAAUACAAAAACCCCACUGCCGACGAACUCGCCGUCGCCCACGUCAUGACAUGCUUCUGGACUGUGAUGGAGCUGUCAGAGCGGACAAACCCGCGGCCAUACUGUCUCUUGAUCGCCGACGCCGUCGAGGUCUUCUUCCAACCCGAAGCUGGAACCUUUGGAAUGCACGCUGCCCCGUUCCCCAUCGGCAUGGCCAUCAAGUAUCUAAUGCUCACCGAAGGCUUCUCCUCCAAAGACUGCAUGAGACUUAUAGGAUACUUCAGUAGGCAAAGUGGUGGUGCUGCUAUGGGUAGUUUCUUGGCAAACACACUCUUUGUAUGGAACUAG
Messenger RNA from Colletotrichum chrysophilum, 564 nucleotides. RefSeq lists its product as uncharacterized. The transcript is spliced from 2 exons. Bases 1 to 564 code for a protein of 187 amino acids. Lineage: Eukaryota; Fungi; Ascomycota; Sordariomycetes; Glomerellales; Glomerellaceae. The record is from RefSeq and is a predicted model, not a curated record.